Penaeus vannamei (Pacific white shrimp) is the source of this 3306-nucleotide messenger RNA. NCBI's taxonomy places the organism in Eukaryota, Metazoa, Arthropoda, Malacostraca, Decapoda, Penaeidae. The record is from RefSeq and is a predicted model, not a curated record.
AAAAGGAAUGCUUCAAACUUAUCAAUGAACAGGAGCAGCUGCAGGUCAAGGAUGCAGAUGACCUGCUCAAGAAAAUGGGCUGUCAGAACCAGUCGGACCUCCAGGUCAAGGUGAUCUCCAUCUUUGGUAACACUGGGGAAGGGAAAUCUCACACCCUAAAUCAGAUCUUCUUUCGAGGAGCAGAAGUAUUUCCAACUAGUUCGAAUCAGGCAUCAUGCACUCUUGGUGUGUGGGGAGCAUUCGACCCCAACACCAAGGCCUUAGUCCUGGACACCGAAGGAAUGCUUGGAAUUAGUAGCAGUGCUAAACAACGCAAACGCUUGUUGUUAAAGGUGCUAGCAGUCUCCGACGUUAUCAUUUACCGAACUCGGUCGGAGCGGCUCAAUACUGACAUGUACAAAUUUUUGGCAGAAGCAUCACGAGCCUACACAAAAUACUUUCGUGAUGACCUAGAGGCGGUGGCCCGCAAAGCUGAGUGUGAUUGCAUUUUUGGUCCUCCAGUUUACAUCUUCCAUGAUACCCGACAUACAAGCGUUUUGAUGGGAGAUAAAGGUCAAAAACCAGAAGAACAGCUGAAGGAAAACUUCACAAAGCAGAAUUUAAAAAUAGAUGGGUUCAACAGCCUGCACUACAUUGGGGAACGUAACAACGGGAACGAAACGGACUUCAAGAGAAUCCAAGAAGCAGUUUUCAAUGAGAUACGAAACAAUGGAGUUCGUUCUCCCAGAAGACCAAAGAUUGUGUUAGACAUGUUAGAAACAAUAAAUAAAAAAUUCAGUGGGCAUAUCCAGAGUACUGAACCAGCAUUCCCUGAUGAAUACUUUACCUGUACAAGUGUGUGCUCUGCCUGCCAGUCUCGCUGCUGUCUCUUCAUGAACCAUGCAACUCAUGACAAUGGUUCGAAAGACCAUGAAGCUGAGCGGCAGUGCAAGUAUCACCAUCAGUUUGAAAAUAAGAUAUUCUUGUGCAAAAAAUGUGAUAGUGAGGGUGAAAGACGCAUUGUGGUUCCCAAAACAUCCUCUGCAAAAGACAAUACAUGGCUGGGUCUUGCCAAAUACGCUUGGUCUGGGUACGUCCUGGAGUGUGAAAAGUGUGGAAUCAUCUAUCGGAGCCGCCAGUAUUGGUAUGGAAAUGAGUCUCCUGACCGAUCUGUUGUGAAGGAAGAAUACCAGCAUGUGUGGCCAGGGAGUAUCAUGGGGAGUGCAGCUCAUGCAGGUCGGCAGGUCCUGGAAGGUGUUGCUGCUUUGGGGUCAGCACUGUCUACCAUCUCAGCGCCUCCAGCCAAGGUGGUGUCAUCUUGGCUCACGGAUCAGGUCAACCCAGCUUACUGGACUCCAAAUCAUCUCUGCACACACUGUAAGCUGUGUCAUGAACCCCUGACCACCAUUCACCACUGCCGUAAGUGUGGUGAGGGAUUCUGCGAUGCCUGUUCAGAUGCUACAAUGCCAGUACCAGAAAGGGGCUGGGGAGAUGAGCCUGUCAGGGUGUGUAAGAACUGCCUUCAAUCCAGAAAAAACCUGGAGGAGCAGGCUGAAGCCUUUGUCUGUAAUGGUGAUGACCGGACUGUUCGUGCUCGCCAAGUUAGUGAAGUCAUCUCAGGAACACUGGCAUCAGUGGCAAAAUAUCCCAUAGAAUUCCUGAAAGACACGACACGGCCAUCAUACUGGAUACCAGAUGAACUGAUAAAGAGUUGUAAUGUAUGUGGUAAAGCUUUUGGCCCGAGAUUGACCCUGCACCACUGCCGGGCAUGUGGGCAGGGGGUGUGCGAUAUGUGCUCCCCCAACCUUAGGCCAGUCAAGGAAAGAGGAUGGGAUCACCCAGUCAGAGUCUGCAACACCUGCAUCAAAUAGUGAACAGAUCAACGUAACUUUGGUAUAAUGUAUAUGUUUUAGGUAAAUUAUGCCGGCUAUUUUUUCAGAUUUUAAUACUGUCAUGGCAAAAACAAAUAAACAAACAAACACCCUCAGGAAAUACGCAUCAUUUUUUGGCACAUCUUAUAUGUGCCUGGUUGAUUUUUUUUCUUUUUUCUUUUUUUUUUAGGAUUUACUGUCAAGAAAGUGACCUUUGGAAAUAUCAUCAAUUUUCCUUAUUCAAUCCAGUGGUUUCUUCAAAAUAGAUUUAAAGAAUUUAGUGCAAUAAUUAUGAAAUGCUGUAACAAAAAUUUAUGAAUGGAAUUUAUAUACGUUUUCAUGAUGUAUUAUUGAUGAUAUCCAUAAUGUUGUCAGAUGUUUGUGCUUUACAACCUAAAGGCUGUUAUCACGUUAGAAAAUCUGUGAAGUUUAUAUUUUCAGUGCAGUUGAUACAGUGAGAUUAUUGUUUGGGUGUAUUGAUGAUUAUAAUGAGUAACCAGCUUAUCAGUACUGCUUUAAUUUUGAAACAAAUAUGAACUUUUGCCAAAAGAAGCUAACUCUGGAGACGCAAGGCUUCUUUGAGUGACAGUUGAUAAGAAAUUCUUAUUAUGCGUGUGAUUUUUUAAGUAUGGCCACACACGCCCCAGUUCAUAUAUCUCCUGCACUGAGUGGAGAGGAAAAUAUACUAAAGUGAUGGGAACAAAACUGGAUCUCAUAAAAGGAAGGUGUCACAGGCAACUUGGGGGUCUACGAGUGUGGCCACAGAUUUGGGAUAUUGAAGAGAAAGUUGUAGACAAUUCUAGUAUUAUAGUAUGUGUUGUGACCUGCAAGAUGCACAAGAUCCUCAGAUACUGGAUUCAUUUAAUGAUGCAGGUAUUUGUACCAGUGUAUGAUUGCCUGGUUCCUGUGUUUGUUUUAUAAUUUUGCAGAUAAUAGCACUUUUUUUUUCUCUUUUUUUUUUACCCUGCUUUUAAGUUUUGAUCAAUUUUGUUUCUGGCCAUUUAUCUACUCUUUAUAUACUGGAAAGGCUUGAAAUGAAAUUUGCUGUGUUUAAAUAUAAAAAAAGAAAAAAAUUCCCCUAUUAUAUUAUGUGAUUGAUAUAACAAUUUAUUUUUAAAUUUUUGUGUAAUACUAUUGGUGGUAUCACAGAAAAGUUAUUGAGCUUUAAAUUCAGUGUGAAAUUAGACACAAUAAGAUUUUCUGACAGCUUUUCAUGCUGACCAAUGAGUUGUGUAACGGAAAAACUUUAAUGCCUGAUAAAGGAGGUAACAAAUUUUUGAAAAAUAAUAUUGCCAGAUGGAGUGUCGGUAAUACAUGCCACCUUUGAAAUAAAACUCUUUUUUUGAUACAUAACAUUAUGAAGAACGGCUGUUGAUAAUGUAAUAGCCAUUUGCUCAUUAAAAACUGUCAUGGUCUAUCAUAUUUUUCCCAUGAUUAUAAUGAAUACUUUCAUAAC